AUGACUUCCUCUGGGAUGAACAUGAAGAGCAGGAUCAUCUUCUACGAGGACAGGAACUUCCAGGGUCGUUCCUAUGAGUGCAUGAGCGACUGCCCCGACAUGUCCUCCUACCUGAGCAGGUGCCACUCCUGCAGGGUGGAGAGAGGCUGUUUCAUGGUGUACGACCGCACCAACUACAUGGGCAACCAGUUCUUCAUGAGGAGGGGCGAGUACGCCGACUACACAAGCAUGAUGGGCAUGAGCGACUGCAUCAGAUCCUGCCGCAUGAUCCCCAUACACAGGGGAUCCUACAGGAUGAAGAUCUACGAGAGGGAGAACUUCGCCGGUCAGAUGUCUGAGCUGAUGGACGAUUGUGAGAACAUCAUGGAGCGUUACCGUAUGUCCAACUGCAUGUCCUGCAACGUGAUGGAGGGCCACUGGCUGAUGUACGAGCAGCCCAACUACAGAGGCAGGAUGAUGUACAUGAGGCCCGGCGAGUACAGGAACUUCAUGAACAUGAACAUGGGCAGCAGCGGCAUGAGGUUCAUGAGCAUGAGGCGCAUCACCGACUCCUGCUAUUAG
This is a messenger RNA of Plectropomus leopardus (leopard coralgrouper), 561 nucleotides long. RefSeq names its product gamma-crystallin M2-like. NCBI's taxonomy places the organism in Eukaryota, Metazoa, Chordata, Actinopteri, Perciformes, Serranidae. Gene Ontology annotation, molecular function: structural constituent of eye lens. Gene Ontology annotation, biological process: visual perception; lens development in camera-type eye. The record is from RefSeq and is a predicted model, not a curated record.